UAAGGACCCUCUUAACGAUACUGUAGCCGCAUGCUUGAAAGCAUCGCAAGGGAAUGCUCUUUUGAAUGAAAUAUGGUCCGACUAUAUAACACAGGAAGAAGCAUCUCACGCUUCGAGGAGCGGUGGUGCAAAGAAGAAGGGCAAAUCCGGUUCAUUUAUGACCGUAUCCAUGCUCUACCGCGAAUCCCUCAACAACCUCAUGUCAAUGCUCUACUCCACUCAUCCACACUUCAUUCGAUGCAUUAUUCCCAAUGAAAAGAAGAAAUCAGGUCUAUUGGAUGCUGCACUCGUUCUCAAUCAGCUCACCUGUAACGGUGUACUGGAAGGAAUUCGUAUCUGCCGUAAAGGAUUUCCCAACAGAACUGCUCACCCAGAUUUUGUGCAGCGUUAUUCAAUUCUUGGCGCAGAUGAGUCAAAAUCUAGUCAAGAUCCGAAAGAAUGUGCGAUGAAUAUGUUGAAAAGAUUAUGUAUGGAAGGCUCAAUGAAUGAAGACAUGUUCAAAGUCGGAUUGUCGAAGGUUUUCUUCAAAGCAGGUGUUCUGGCUCAUCUGGAGGAUCUUCGAGAUGCAAAACUCACGCAAUUGAUUUCAGGUUUUCAAGCCCAAAUACGAUACUUCUUUGCAUUGUACAAUGUGAGCAAUAGUAUUGUCACGUUGUUUAAAAAAAGAGAGCGCAAAUUUCUUUGCUUCAUUCGUGAUACUCCAAAAGGAAGAACCAAAUUAGCAAGCAUCUUCGAGUUUCAGAUCGAUUUAAAAGAACGUGAAAAACGUUUCGCGGCUGCACUGAUUAUUCAACGUAAUGUUGGCCAAUGGGCUGGUGUGAUCGGUUGGAGUUGGUUCCGAUUGUACGUCGAUACGAUACCAAUAAUUCAAGAGGCGAAACGUGGGGAAAUUCUCGACACGCUUCGUUCGAACAUUGGCGAAUUCGAGCAGAAACUCGCUGGACGACAGCAAAAACGUGAUGCGCUUGAGCAACAGUUGAAGGCGAUUUGCGAUGAAAAUGAACGAAUUGCCGAAGAAGUGCGCAAUUCAGCGAGUGGUAACGUAGAAGUGGAACACGAGAUGCAAAAAAUGUUAGAGCAACAAUCCGUUAUUGAGACACAAAUCAAUGAGUCAGAAGCGAAACUGAACGACGAGAAACGAAAGACGGAUGCCGAAUGUGAAGCCGUUAGCAAACUAGCAAAAGAGCUGCAGUCAAUGCAAUCAGCUUUACAGAACACUGAGUUAACGAAACGCAAAAUGAGCGCUGAACAAAUGUCGCUAACAAAUCAGAUUCGCUCACUCAGCAACGAGAUUGCACUUCAGAAACAAAACCUCACAAAACUCAGCAAACAAUCCAAUCAACAACAACAACUCAAUCAACAAAUCGCGCAACAACUCGAAACAGCCAAAAAACACAAUGCAGACCUGGAAAACGUUCAGUCAAGGCUAACGAGCGCUAUUAGCGCCGCUGAAGGGUCGUUGCAUGCUCAGAAAACAGCCACCGCCGAUACGGAAAGAGCUAAAAGGAAACUGGAAGGCGAAUUGAAAGUGGAAGAUGAGAAUUUGAAAGAAGUUAGUAAGGAGAAGGAGGAUUUGGUGGGUGCGUUGCGACGAAAAGAGACGGCAUUACGUGAUGCGCGGAGAGAUGUUGACGAUCGACGAGCACUUCAGAGGAAAUUA
Messenger RNA from Anisakis simplex (herring worm), 1660 nucleotides. The record is from the annotation of a GenBank genome assembly. Lineage: Eukaryota; Metazoa; Nematoda; Chromadorea; Rhabditida; Anisakidae.